This is a messenger RNA of Striga asiatica, 614 nucleotides long. The record is from the annotation of a GenBank genome assembly. NCBI's taxonomy places the organism in Eukaryota, Viridiplantae, Streptophyta, Magnoliopsida, Lamiales, Orobanchaceae.
AUGGCAGCAAUUUCAGUGAAGUGUGUGUGCAUACUAUUAGUUGCAAUCAUUUAUGGUGUGAGCAGUGCGUACGGGGAUAAGGGACCGUGCCCCAAUUCUUCGCCGGAUAAAGAGGCCCUGAAGCUGGCGCCAUGCAUAGAGGCUGCCCAGGACCCCAACGCCAGUGUCUCCCGACAAUGCUGCAGCGCCGUGAAGAAGAUGCUUCAAAACCCAGUGUGCAUGUGCGCAGUCAUGAAGAUGGCAGAGAGUAAUUAUGGCAUCAAUGUUACGAAUGCCUUGACUAUUCCCAAACGCUGUAACAUUUCUGAAAAAGAGCGCCACGCGGGCUAUAAACUACACAGUGCCUUGAAAUGAGAUCAAUGGAAGCAUGUUUGAUGGAUGGACGUACGGUCACAAAUAUAUAGUAUCGUCGCGUUUAUGAAGAUGUUUCUGUGUGUGUGUGUGUGUUCUAUUUUUUUUCUUUUUUACUUGGAAUUGGAAGUCGUGUGAGGGGGGUUGUACUCGUGUAUAUAUUCUGGGCUAGUUAAAUCUAGCCUACUAAUAAUAAUGUGACUGUAACCCCCAUGAAUAAAUUAACAAAAUUAUAUUAUAUAUGACCGUGCUUUUUCUUUCAA